Messenger RNA from Vombatus ursinus (common wombat), 3884 nucleotides. It is a transcript of the gene CNTN1, whose product is annotated as contactin 1. Bases 147 to 3227 code for a protein of 1026 amino acids. Gene Ontology annotation, biological process: brain development; cell-cell adhesion. The transcript has 23 exons. Gene Ontology annotation, molecular function: cell-cell adhesion mediator activity. Lineage: Eukaryota; Metazoa; Chordata; Mammalia; Diprotodontia; Vombatidae. The record is from RefSeq and is a predicted model, not a curated record.
GAGGGAGGGACUGGGGUGAGGUUUGGUGUGGAGGAUGCUCUCUUCUAGGGGUUUUUGGCGGAAGUGAAAAACCUGUGGACUCCAAUCCCAGCUGUGCUGCAGAAAGGACGCCCAGGGGGCAGGUGGUUAGUAUUUCCUGACUACACAUGACAAAACUUAAUGAAGCUCUUUUGGAGUUGAACCUAAGCACUGCUGCAUACAAGAUGAAGAUGUGGUUUUUUAUCAGUUACCUAAUUACAAUGUGCUUCAUAUCCUGUCUAGCAGUUGCAGAAGAUGCCAAAGGAUUUGGACCAAUUUUUGAAGAGCAACCAAUUGAUACCAUUUAUCCAGAAGAAUCACCAGAUGGAAAAGUAUCAUUGAACUGCCGGGCCCGAGCUAGUCCCUUUCCUGUUUACAAAUGGAGAAUGAAUAACUGGGAUAUUGAUCUGACAAAUGAUCGCUACAGUAUGGUAGGAGGGAAUCUGGUAAUCAACAACCCUGACAAAUUGAGAGAUGCUGGAAAGUAUUUCUGCUUAGCUUCAAAUAUCUAUGGAAUGGUUAGAAGCACUGAAGCAACUUUAAGUUUUGGGUAUCUUGAUCCUUUUCCACCAGAGGAACGAGUGGAGGUAAAAGUAAAGGAGGGGAUAGGCCUUGUUCUUCUGUGUGAUCCUCCUUACCACUUUCCAGAUGAUCUUAGCUAUCGUUGGCUUCUAAAUGAGUUUCCUAUAUUCAUCACAAUGGACAAACGACGAUAUGUAUCUCAGACCAAUGGAAAUCUAUAUAUUGCAAAUGUAGAGGGAACUGAUAAAGGCAAUUAUUCAUGCUUUGUAUCAAGUCCUUCAAUUACAAAGAGUGUAUUCAGCAAAUUUAUCCCACUCAUCCCUCUUUCUGACCGCUCAACAAAACUGUAUCCUGCUGAUAUCAAAGUCCAGUUCAAGGACACAUAUGCACUGAUGGGCCAUAAUGUAACAUUAGAGUGUUUUGCCCUUGGAAACCCUGUUCCUGAGAUACGGUGGAGAAAAGUUCUGGAACCAAUGCCAAGCACAGCUGAGAUUAGUAUGUCUGGGGCAGUUCUUAAGAUUUUCAACAUUCAGCUUGAAGAUGAAGGAACUUAUGAAUGUGAAGCUGAGAACAUCAGAGGAAAAGACAGACAUCAGGCAAGAAUUUACGUCCAAGCAUUUCCUGAAUGGGUAGAACAUAUCAAUGACACAGAGGCAGAUAUAGGCAGUGAUCUAUACUGGCCUUGUGUGGCUACUGGCAAACCUAUCCCUACAAUCAGAUGGUUGAAAAAUGGAUAUGCGUACCAUAAAGGUGAGCUGAGACUGUAUGGGCUGACCUUUGAUAAUGCUGGAAUGUACCAAUGCAUAGCUGAAAAUGCCCAUGGAGCGAUAUAUGCGAAUGCUGAGCUCAAGAUUCUGGCUAUGGCUCCCACCUUUGAAAUGAAUCCUAUGAAGAAGAAGACCCUGGCAGCUAAAGGAGGACGUGUUUUAAUUGAAUGCAAACCUAAGGGUGCACCUAAACCAAAAUUUUCAUGGAGUAAAGGAACAGAAUGGCUUGUUAAUAGUACUCGAAUUCUCAUUUGGGAUGAUGGUAGCCUUGAAAUCAGGAACAUCACAAGGGCUGAUGAAGGCACUUACACAUGUUUUGCAGAAAAUAACAGAGGAAAAGCUAAUAAUACUGGAACUCUAUUAAUCACAGAUGCCACGAGGAUUACUUUACCCCCAGCUAAUGCUGAUGUCACUGUGGGUGAGAAUGCGACCAUGCAGUGCUCUGCGUCCCAUGAUCCUGCUCUGGACCUCACGUUUAUUUGGUCUUUGAAUGGAUAUGUGAUUGAUUUUAACAAAGAAAAUCGUCAUUACAUGAGGAAUUUUAUGUUAGAUUCCAACGGUGACUUGCUUAUUAAAAAUGCCCAGCUGAAACAUGCUGGACGUUAUACUUGUACUGCUCAGACAAUUGUGGACAAUUCUUCUGCUUCAGCUGACCUUGUUGUUCGAGGCCCACCAGGCCCACCAGGGGGUGUGAGAAUAGAAGACAUUAGAGAUACUUCUGUAGCACUCACAUGGAGCCGUGGCUCAGAUAAUCAUAGUCCAAUAUCUAAAUAUUCUAUUCAGACCAAAACUAUUCUUUCUGAUGACUGGAAAGAUGCCAAAACAGAUCCACCAAAUAUUGAAGGGAAUAUGGAAUCAGCAAGGGCAGUAGACCUAAUCCCAUGGAUGGAGUAUGAAUUCCGGGUAGUAGCAACCAAUAUCUUGGGAACAGGAGAGCCCAGUCUACCAUCAAACAGAAUCAAAACAGAGGGUGCUGCACCUAAUGUGGCUCCUUCAGAUGUAGGAGGAGGAGGUGGAAGCAACCGUGAAUUGACAAUAACAUGGGUGCCUUUGUCACGAGAAUACCACUAUGGCAACAAUUUUGGUUACAUAGUGGCUUUCAAGCCAUUUGGUGGAAAAGAGUGGAAAAAAGUAACAGUUACUAAUCCAGAUAUUGGCCGGUAUGUUCAUAAAGAUGAAACAAUGUCCCCUUCCACUGAAUUUCAAGUAAAAGUGAAAGCCUUUAACAACAAAGGAGAUGGACCAUUCAGUCUUACAGCAGUCAUUUAUUCUGCGCAAGAUGCACCCAAUGAAGCUCCUACAGAUGUGAGCAUAAAAGUCCUAUCUUCUUCUGAAAUCUCCGUUUCUUGGAAACACGUUUUUGAAAAAACUGUGGAGGGCUAUCAGAUUCGUUACUGGGCUGCACAGGAUAAGGAAGCAGCUGCACAGAGAGUUCAAGUCAGCAGUCAAGAUUAUUCUGCCAAACUGGAAAACUUGCUACCUGAUAUGCAGUAUUCUGUGGAGGUUAGGGCCUAUAACAGCGCAGGAUACGGACCUCCCAGCGAAGUGGUUGAUGUCUAUACAAGGAAAGCACCCCCAAGUCAGCCUCCAAGGAUUAUUAGUUCAGUAAGAUCUGGUUCAAGGUACAUUAUCACCUGGGAUCAUGUCAGAGCAAUGUCAAAUGAAUCUACAGUGACAGGAUAUAAAGUGCUCUACAGACCUGAUGGUGAACAUGAAGGCAAGUUAUAUUCAACUCAUAAGCAUUCAAUAGAGGUCCCAAUCCCCAGAGAUGGAGAGUAUAUUGUGGAGGUUCGAGCACACAGUGAUGGAGGAGAUGGAGUGGUAUCACAAAUUAAAAUUUCAGGUGCAUCUGAAGUUUCGCCUAGUCUCUUUGGCUUAUUGCUGCCUACCUUUGGCAUCCUAGCUUUUUGGGAAUUCUAAUGGUAGUGGAUAUCUGCUAUCAAUGUACAGUUGUGAAUGCUCUUCAAAUCUUUAAGGACUACCAUUCUUUCUGAUUCCUGUGGCACUAUCCUAAGCCAAAUCAAUUAUAUAUUUAAAAAAUUUCCCUGCUGGGUUACAGUAAAUUCAAGGACUGAGGCAUCCAGGAACCCAUUCAUCUAAUGAAUACUCUUUGGGAUGUAUACAAAAUGAUUUUAACUUGUUACAAUAUGCCUUAUAAAACUCUCAAACUGAUUUGUGACAGUUGCAUGAUUUGGUCAAUAGAGCAAAUUAAUUGUUAACAUCCACUAAUAUAGAUUGUAUAGUAAGAGUAAAAUCACCAUCCAAGGGUGCUUUAAUAACAAGUUGUGAAGUAUACUAGAGAUUGAAACAUUAAUUUAUGUGAUAAAUGUAAGAAUAACUUGAUCUGUUUGUAUUCUUCUAUAUGUUUUGUGUCCUAUGUAUUUUAGAACGGCCAUAUCAUUCACGAUACUUUGUUUUUGGAGGCACAGUCAAAGCAAAACAUUGAAUUCGUCUUGUAGAGCUUUCCCCACCCUAGAAAUGCACAUUUUAAUAUUUGAAGCAUUUUGAAAGCAGUCUAGUUAUGAAGGUUUUUCAGUGAAAGUAUAAACAUUUGAAUUAUCUAAUAGCACUGGAUUU